UUUUUGAAAGUUCCUUAAAAUCAUUGCGACUUACAAGCCUUAAUUGUUUAAUACGAUAUUUGUUUUUCAAGCCAUGUCUAUGAGUUCCACAAAUGAACUUUCCUAUCGAUGGGUUUUCUCGCUUGAUGCUCGUACUUGAAGAAAGGGGCAAAUAUUUGACCCCUCUCCCGAUUCCCCAGAGAGAAACCCAUCGACUCGCCAACGUUGAUGUCGCAAAGAGACUCGAAGGAUAACAGCACAGUAACGUCGGUCGGUUUGAACAAAAUGGAUGAAUCGAUUCAUGCAUGCCGCUAAAUUUUGUUCCCGGUUUUAUUCUGCAAACAUAACAAAAAUUUUUAAGUGCCGUCCUAGUUCUGGUAGGAGUGAAUGUUACUUUCUAUACCCAGCACUGCACUAAGAUUGGUUUAAGACCUUGCAUAGCUGCCCUCAAACCUAGUCGCCAUGGACGAGUUAUCAUCAGAAAACUUGAUCAUAGAUUUACAUCCUACGCAAAAACGACUUAUACUGCCACCGGAAAUCAUAAAGAAUCUUGAUCAUGUCUACCGAAGCAAUCCUUAUCCAUCCAAAUCAGAGUACGAAAACCUGUGCAAAGAUAUGAACCUACCAUUUAAACGUGUUACGAACUGGUUUUGUAACCGACGACGACGUGACGCGAAAUCGGGAAAGAUCUGCCGUAAAUGUCGUUUCUUUCAAGCGCCUAUCAACGAGCAGACACAUGAACAACAUGUUAAUCGUCGUCCAUGCAUUUCAUAUUGGAGUUUGCCAACUGUGGCUCCUCCACCAAUUGUGCUGUUCUCGUCUCCGUCUGUGGAAUCCGGACAUUCAUCCUUUGAAAAUUCAAAAAACCAAGAAAUUAAAUUGGAGAUAAAUGAAAGUAUGAUGACCACUCCUGCACAGAAUAUUGUGCCAUCUGCUUUUUCCUUGUCAGUUCAGCCUGACACAUUUACUUCUGAACAGUCGACUGUAGCAUCUACGACUCGAUACAAUCACCAACAUCAGUAUAAAAUUGAUCACCACCCAAUGGACAUGGCAGCUGGAAAUAGCUGGAUGAUGCCCCCUACUGGAUCGCCAUUCUGGCCACUGCCGCUGCAUAAUUACUGUCAAACACCCAACCUGCAGCAAGUGCCAUUGGACUGUAAUCUGCCACCCGAUUGGAGAUCAUGCCAUACGCAUCACCCAAUGCCCAGUUAUUCGCUGCCUUAUGAAUCUUACUCUCAGUACAUGAAAACAGAGAAGAAUGGUAACUAUUAUGAGCAUGAUGGAACUAAUAAUAAUUAACCGUCUCUCGUACUUUCAAUGUUUUAUACUGCCAGUAUAUUACUCAUCCACGGCCCAUUUUCGCUUUUAUUAUGCACUGUGUUUUAUCUAGAUAUUAACUCAGUUAAGUUCAUGAGUGAUUGACUCGUGUACUACUUCUCAGUGUAAAAGCAGCCGCUUAUUUGUUUGUAUUUGGCUGUAUCGUUCUUACUUUUACAAAACUUGGGUGAAUAAUCCAGAACCCUUUCAAUCCGG
This is a messenger RNA of Daphnia magna, 1512 nucleotides long. RefSeq lists its product as uncharacterized. The record is from RefSeq and is a predicted model, not a curated record. The transcript has 4 exons. NCBI's taxonomy places the organism in Eukaryota, Metazoa, Arthropoda, Branchiopoda, Diplostraca, Daphniidae. Gene Ontology annotation, molecular function: DNA binding. Bases 442 to 1278 code for a protein of 278 amino acids.